AUGGAGGACGCUCACACGAAAUCCGUGGACGAAGUCUUAGGAUUUUUCGGCACAGACUCAGACAAAGGUCUAUCACCAGACCAAGUGAAAAGGAAUCAGGAUAAAUAUGGGCCAAAUGAACUGCCGACAGAAGAAGGCAAAAGUAUAUGGCAGUUAGUUUUGGAACAAUUCGAUGAUUUGUUAGUCAAGAUUUUGCUGUUAGCUGCUAUUAUUUCUUUUGUAUUAGCUUUAUUUGAGGAACACGAGGAUGCCUUCUCAGCAUUCGUAGAACCUUUUGUUAUUUUACUAAUUCUUAUCGCUAACGCUGUAGUAGGAGUAUGGCAGGAAAGAAAUGCAGAAUCCGCCAUCGAAGCUUUAAAAGAAUACGAACCCGAAAUGGGUAAAGUAGUAAGAGGAGACAAAUCUGGCGUUCAAAAGAUUCGGGCGAAAGAAAUUGUACCUGGUGACGUCGUCGAGGUGUCCGUUGGUGACAAAAUUCCCGCCGAUAUCCGCCUAAUUAAGAUUUUUUCCACCACCAUCCGCAUCGAUCAGUCCAUCUUGACCGGUGAGUCCGUGUCUGUGAUCAAGCAUACCGACGCCAUCCCCGACCCUCGUGCCGUGAACCAAGACAAAAAGAACAUUCUUUUCUCCGGUACCAAUGUUGCUGCCGGUAAAGCUCGCGGUGUCGUCAUCGGUACCGGUCUCAACACUGCCAUCGGUAAAAUCAGAACUGAAAUGUCUGAGACUGAAGAGAUCAAGACACCACUUCAACAGAAAUUGGACGAGUUCGGUGAACAACUGUCUAAGGUUAUCUCCGUCAUCUGCGUCGCCGUAUGGGCUAUCAACAUCGGUCACUUCAACGACCCCGCUCACGGUGGUAGUUGGAUCAAAGGCGCCGUCUACUAUUUCAAGAUUGCUGUGGCUUUAGCCGUAGCUGCCAUUCCAGAAGGUUUACCCGCUGUCAUCACCACCUGUCUCGCUCUCGGAACGAGGAGGAUGGCUAAGAAGAACGCUAUUGUCAGGUCCCUACCUUCCGUCGAAACCCUGGGUUGCACAUCUGUUAUUUGCUCAGACAAAACCGGUACCUUGACCACUAACCAAAUGUCGGUAUCCCGUAUGUUUGUCUUUGAAAAGAUCGAAGGUGGAGACAGCAGCUUCCUCGAAUUCGAAAUCACCGGAUCCACCUACGAACCCAUUGGUGACGUCUACCUGAAGGGACAGAAAGUGAAGGCCGCCGAGUUCGACACUCUUCACGAAUUGGGCACAAUUUGCGUUAUGUGCAAUGACUCCGCUAUCGAUUUCAACGAGUUCAAGCAGGCUUUCGAAAAGGUCGGUGAAGCCACCGAGACCGCUCUUAUUGUACUCGCCGAAAAAAUGAACCCCUUCAACGUACAAAAAUCUGGCCUGGACCGCCGCUCAACCGCUAUCGUCGUUCGUCAAGAGAUUGAAACCAAAUGGAAGAAGGAGUUCACUCUCGAGUUCUCCCGUGACAGAAAAUCUAUGUCCAGCUACUGCACACCUCUCAAGCCCUCUCGUCUCGGAACCGGACCCAAGCUGUUCGUCAAGGGUGCCCCCGAGGGAGUCCUGGAUCGUUGUUCUCACGCCCGUGUCGGAACCAGCAAAGUCGCUCUCAACUCUACCCUCAAGAACCGCAUCUUGGAGCUCACCCGCCAAUACGGUACCGGGCGUGACACCCUCCGUUGCUUAGCUCUGGCCACCGCCGACAACCCAAUGAAACCUGAAGAAAUGGACCUCGGAGACUCCACCAAAUUCUACACAUACGAAGUCAACCUUACCUUCGUCGGUGUCGUGGGAAUGUUGGACCCUCCCCGUAAGGAAGUAUUCGACUCCAUCGUCCGUUGCCGUGCUGCUGGUAUCCGUGUCAUUGUAAUCACUGGUGACAACAAGGCCACCGCUGAGGCUAUCUGCAGACGUAUUGGUGUAUUCACUGAAGACGAGGACACCACUGGAAAGUCCUACUCCGGUCGCGAGUUUGAUGACUUGCCUAUUCACGAACAACGUGCCGCUUGCGCAAAGGCCCGCCUCUUCUCCCGUGUGGAGCCAGCACACAAGUCCAAGAUUGUUGAAUACUUGCAGAGCAUGAACGAAAUCUCCGCUAUGACUGGUGAUGGUGUGAACGACGCCCCCGCUUUGAAGAAGGCUGAGAUCGGUAUUGCCAUGGGAUCGGGUACAGCUGUGGCCAAGUCUGCUGCUGAGAUGGUGCUCGCUGAUGAUAACUUCUCAUCCAUUGUAGCUGCUGUUGAGGAAGGACGUGCUAUCUACAACAACAUGAAGCAAUUCAUCCGUUACCUGAUCUCAUCCAACAUUGGUGAAGUGGUUUCCAUCUUCUUGACUGCCGCCCUUGGUCUUCCCGAAGCCCUGAUUCCAGUCCAACUGUUGUGGGUCAACCUGGUCACUGACGGUCUGCCUGCCACUGCCCUUGGAUUCAACCCACCCGACUUGGACAUCAUGGACAAACCCCCCAGGAAGGCCGAUGAGGGUCUUAUCUCCGGAUGGCUGUUCUUCAGAUACAUGGCCAUCGGUGGUUACGUCGGUAUGGCGACUGUGGGAGCUGCCUCCUGGUGGUUCAUGUACUCCCCCUACGGACCUCAGAUGACCUACUGGCAACUUACCCACCACUUGCAGUGCCUUGGUGGAGGAGAUGACUUCAAGGGUAUCGACUGCAAGAUCUUCACCGACCCCCACCCAAUGACCAUGGCUCUGUCCGUGCUGGUCACAAUCGAGAUGUUGAACGCCAUGAACAGUUUGUCCGAGAACCAGUCGCUGGUUUCCAUGCCCCCUUGGUCCAACAUGUGGCUGGUGGGCUCCAUGGCCCUUUCCUUCACUCUUCACUUUGUCAUCUUAUACGUUGAAGUUCUCUCGGCCGUGUUCCAAGUGACGCCUCUGUCCUUGGACGAGUGGAUGACGGUGAUGAAGUUCUCGGUGCCAGUGGUCCUCCUCGACGAGGUGCUGAAGUUCGUGGCCCGCAAGAUCUCCGACGGUAAAAGCUCCUGGCUCCAGGGCAUGCAGUGGAUUGUGCUCAUGUGGGCCGUCUUUUUUGGCCUCGUCCUCUACGGACCCCUAUAA
This is a messenger RNA of Pieris macdunnoughi, 3066 nucleotides long. The record is from the annotation of a GenBank genome assembly. NCBI's taxonomy places the organism in Eukaryota, Metazoa, Arthropoda, Insecta, Lepidoptera, Pieridae.